AUGGCCGAAAUUCAAGUGUUCAAGACAAAGAUCACAAAUGCUUGCGCCCUGCUCAAAUCUCAUGAGCCGGAAGUCAGCAAGCUUGAUCAGAGCCUUCGCAUCCCUACAAAUGGAGAACAAUCAACGCACGCAGCAAAGCAGUUCCACGACUCCUACGUUAUCAAAGCCAUCGAAACCAUCAAUGCACGAACAGAGCAUAAGGAACGAGAAAAGCUUAUGCUAGAUCUGAACAAACAUCUGGAGGCUGAAUCCAACAGCCUAGAGAUUUCCGUCAUACAAUGGCUGACCAGAAUCGACUUCAGGAAAGAGGAAUUAUUACAACAAACUGCUCUGCUGACCACAUCUCAAGCCGCCAACAGCCAGUCUCUUAACAGUGGUGCCAGCAACGUCACCUUCUACCAUGUGCCCACACAUGAAAAUAUAGCGGACUGCGCGAAGAAGAGUGACCAAGAGCGAUCUUCAUCAUCACCGUUGGUGGUGCGGACCAGUGGAAGAGUCCAAUGUGCAGUAUGGCCUCUAGAAAAGACGAACGAUUACUCCAAGCUGGUUCGAAUCACAGCAUACUGCGCCCGGUUUAUUCGCAAAGCAACGAAGGGCAAACUCCUCGCUCUGGGCGAAACCACAUCGUCUACAGCAACACCGUCAACAGAAGAAAUUAUAUUAGCUGAACUUCUUCUCAUUCGCCAAGAGCAAGCCAUCCACAAAUCGGCGUUACUGAUGCAAAACAAACAGCUGAAUAUGAAUAUAGACGACAAUGGUAUAUUCAGAAAGUACGGCCGACUCCAAAACGCUGAUAUUAGCUUCGAUACUGCUAACAUUCCACAUACCAAAGCAAAGCAAAUUAGGAUAUUUGAUCGCAGCUCGGUUACACAAGCAGUCAUCACUCUAUACUUAGCGAUAACGGCAGGAGUGCCACUAAAGAUACUUAGCGAUAACGGCACAAACUUUCGGCUGACUGCAACUCUCCUAAGUCAAAGCCCUAACACCGAUGAGGACCUACAUUUAUCUCUGUUUCUCUCUGAACAUGGAAUCAAAUGGAACUUCAUCCCGCCCUAG
Cooperia oncophora is the source of this 1056-nucleotide messenger RNA. Lineage: Eukaryota; Metazoa; Nematoda; Chromadorea; Rhabditida; Trichostrongylidae. The record is from the annotation of a GenBank genome assembly.